AUGUGGCUUGCCAGACACGUCGCGUCACUGACCCUGCUAGCGACGGCUAUUAACCAUGCUGCUUGUCAGGAGCAAAAGCCACUGACAGACGCCAUAGCUUCCAAGCCAUUCUUCACCGUUCGCGAACAGUCCUCCGAUCUUUGUGAUGCUGGAUCCCGGCAAUGGACAGGCACUGUCAAUGUCACGGCUGAUAAGUCAAUGUUCUUCUGGUACUUUGAAAGCCGCAACAAGCCUCAGACAGACCCUUUGUUGUUAUGGAUGAGCGGUGGACCUGGCGCAGCUGGAGAGAUGGGUCUCUUUAUGGGCAGUGGACCUUGUGUCGUCAAUCGAGACGGGAACUCAACCCGUCGCUCGGAAUACUCUUGGACUGAUCAUGCUAACGUUGUCUACAUCGAUCAACCUGUGGGUGUCGGUUUCUCAAAAAUCGCAGACCGUGAUGAUAUUGCCGUUAGUCUCGAACAAGGUGCUUGUGAUGUGCACUCAUUCCUCUCAACCUUCUCCCAAGACGUCUUCCCCGAACUCGCAGGUCGACCUUGGCACAUCACCGGCGAAUCCAUGGGCGGCCACUAUGUGACAGGCUACACCCAGCACAUUGCUUCCAAAGAACAAGAUAACGCGAGGCGCGGCGUUGAGCCACACAUCAACAUCUCAUCUGCAAUUAUCGUGGAUGGCUAUAUAGAUGCAACACGGCAGUUUAUUGGCUACUAUGACUUUUUCUGCAAAGAUUGGGCCAAAGACGGUCGUAAAGCGCCGCUGAUGAAUGACACAGCGUGCUCCACCAUGGCUGCAGCGAUACCAGAGUGUGAAAGACUGGCGAUCCGGUGCCGGGAAUCUUAUGACAUACCCGAGUGCAAAGCUGCGAAUGAAGUCUGUGAGGAGACCAUUGGGGAGUAUUUUCUGGACGGUGUCACAAGGGGAGGCUGGGAUCCCUAUGACGACCGACAUCCCUGCGAAGAACCUCCAAUGUGUUCUAACCUCGACCACGGACCUACAUGGAAGUUCUUGAAUCAACGCUGGGUUCAGCAAAAGCUUGGGUUCGAGAAAUUCCCCUUCGAUCUCAUCGAUCUCGACACCAAUGCGCGAUGGGAUCAGGCUGAAAACAUUCAUUUGCCUGUCACUCGAGAGUUGACCUGGAUUUUGGACAACACGGACAUAGCAGUCUUGUUCAUAAACGGCAAUGAUGACAUUAUCAUGUGA
Messenger RNA from Fusarium graminearum PH-1, 1197 nucleotides. RefSeq lists its product as uncharacterized. The record is from RefSeq and is a predicted model, not a curated record. NCBI's taxonomy places the organism in Eukaryota, Fungi, Ascomycota, Sordariomycetes, Hypocreales, Nectriaceae. Gene Ontology annotation, biological process: proteolysis. The transcript has 5 exons. Gene Ontology annotation, cellular component: fungal-type vacuole. Gene Ontology annotation, molecular function: serine-type carboxypeptidase activity. The coding region runs from base 1 to 1197 and encodes 398 amino acids.